Molecule: messenger RNA, 685 nt
Organism: Manis pentadactyla (Chinese pangolin)
Lineage: Eukaryota; Metazoa; Chordata; Mammalia; Pholidota; Manidae
Gene: GNLY
Product: granulysin
Exons: 5
Coding region: 100-534 (144 amino acids)
Biological process (GO): lipid metabolic process; defense response to bacterium; antimicrobial humoral immune response mediated by antimicrobial peptide
Cellular component (GO): cytolytic granule
Source: RefSeq, a predicted model, not a curated record
AGGUGGCCUACAGGAGGAGCAGGGCCUCAUAAGGCCAGACCACUGGGGGCUCAGCCUCCAUAAAACAGGGUGUGCCAGGGGCCUUGCAGCCGUCCCACCAUGACCUCCUGGGCCCAGCUGCUCCUUGCCUCUGUGCUGCUGGCCACCCCGGGCCUGACCUUUUCUGAUCUGACCCCUGAGGGCUCUGACCCGGUGACAGCUGACCUGUGUGGCCUCAGAGAGCCAUUCUGCCAGGACCAGUCAGGGCCCCAGGGUGACCUGCUGACCAACAGUGAGGGGCUGGGCAUCAUCUGUUUGUACUGUCGGAAGAUAAUCCGCAAACUGGAGAAAAUGGCGGGAGAGAACCCCACAGAGGACACCAUCAGACAGGCUGCGUCCCGGGUGUGCAGAAAGAUGAAGCUUCUGUACGCCCCCUGCAAGAAGAUGAUGAAAAGUUCUCUUCGUUUCAUCUCCCGGGAUAUCAUGGCUGGCAAACCCCCCCAGGCAGUCUGCGUGGAUCUCAGGGUAUGCAAACCUGAAGCAGGUCUCAUCUGAGCCUCUGAGGCCUCUGACCCCACCCUAGGGAGGAAGCACAGAAAUUCCAGCAAGCUCCUCCCUUCCUAACUCCAGAGGCUAUCCUCCAAGUCCUCUCAUCUAUCUCCUUCCACUGCCCCCCUCUCGAAGAAGAAUAAAAUGUUAUGCAAGA